Closterium sp. Naga37s-1 is the source of this 4539-nucleotide messenger RNA. Lineage: Eukaryota; Viridiplantae; Streptophyta; Zygnematophyceae; Desmidiales; Closteriaceae. The record is from the annotation of a GenBank genome assembly.
AUGCCGCUUCGAGUAUCAUCCCGGCGGCCCGCGGAAGCGCACACCCUGAAGAAAACCCCCCCUCAGCUCACCGCCGUGGGUUCAAGCUCCCCCUCCUCCCCGCAAGUAUCUACCCCUUCCGCUGGUCUCUCCCCGCAAGUCGCCGUCCCCCGUUCCGCCUCCACCUCCGCUUCCACCCCCGCCACUCAUUUCUACUCCGCUGGGCGGAGCUCUCCGCACUGCUACCCCAGCAGCGCCAGCGGCAGCGGCAAUAACAGUACCAACAAUACCUCAAGAUCCGCCGCUAAUAGCCCACAGCGGACGUUCUCCUCCGAUGCUGCUGCGUACAUCACGUCCCCUUCCCGCCGCCGAACCUCCUCGCCAGCCUCGGUAGCAAAUUCUCCCGCCGGGCCCGUUUCGUGCAAGGGCCGGGCGAGCCGUCUGGAGUGGGCCGGGCCGAGCUCGUCAGGCUCGGCAACACCAGCAGCAGCAAGCGGCGGGGGUGGAGCAGGAGUGCGAGCAGGAUUGGGAGUUGCAUCAGCGGCAAUUAACUCGUUCAGUCCGCGCGUGGGAAGUGCCGUGAACGGUGCGGUGACCGGGAGUACCAAUGCUGACGGCAGCGGCGGGCGCAGCAGUUCGCACGGCACCAGCGCGCCUUCCGUAGCGAACGGCGCAGCGGACUCCUCUGCGCCCAGUGAAGGGAGCGCUGCUCUGUCAGACAAUCCCGCCCCCUUUCCCUCGUCCGCUUCCGCCUCCGCUUCCCCUUCCCCUUCCCGUUCCGCCAAGCACUGGCCGCUCGCCACCCUUGGACUUUCCACGUCAGCUGAUAACGUUGCUGUUGCGGCCUCUCCAUCUGCUGCUUCCGCUGGCGGUGCUAGUUCUUUCAGUGCAAGCCAUAUUGGUACCAGCAGUCCGGUAUCAGGUCGUCUUUCCUCCACAUACCGCCCUUCCACGCACCCCCAGUCCCCCAUCCGCCCGUCCGCUGCUUCCCCCUCCCCUCGCCCGUCCGCCGCUUCCCCCUCCCCGCGCCCUCCCCCGUACCGCCACGGCUGCAACUCCGCCGCUAUCCGCUUCUACGUGCGCGCAUUCCUGCACCUGCUCUGGUCGCUUGCCGCGGGUUGGGGCUUGGCGCUGGGGUCCAUGGUCGCGUCCCCGCGGGGGAAAGGCGUAGGCGCGCACGCGCGUCCCGCGGGCAGGCGCGCACAGGCGUACCGCGGGGCAGGCGGAUUCGGGGCGGGAUGGGGCGCGGGUUUCGGGGGAGGGGGCCUUGGCGGAGGGUUUGGGGGGUUGUGGGGCGGGGGAGGAGGGGGGAUAGGAGGAGGCGGAGCAUUUGGGUCUCUACCCGUGAUUCUAGGACUGGUGGUGACGUCGCUGCUACUCCUGAACCACGCAGCUCAUAUAAGGCAAUCCGCGUUAGAAGCAGCCACGGAGGGCACGAGCCGGUCGCGGUUGCUCGCGGCACAGCAGCAGCGCGCGGCGGCGGUAGCAGCGGCAGCCGCAGCGGCCGCAGCCGCGUCAGGAGGCAAGGGGCCAGCAGGCGGCCGAGGGUUGGCUUUCGAGGGGAGAAUGGGCGCAUCCACGAAUCUAAACCCGUGUGUGGGCGCGGGUGGUGCGGAUGGUGGGGGAACAGCAUGGCGGCAAGGGGGAGGAGGCAGCGUGAGUGGGGCUGGCAGCAAGACGGGGGGUUAUGGGCGGAUGAGGAGGCUUGCUGACUGGUUUGGGUCGCUGGCAGACGCUAUUCUCCUCUCUGACGUCGUCCCUUCUCUGAUCAAACUCGCCUCCUCCUUCCCCACUCCACCCCUUCCCCCAGCCACCCCCUCCUCCUCUCCUUCCUCCUCUUCCUCCUCCACCUCCUCCUCCGGCUCCACCUCCUCCUCUUCUUCCACUGCCGCAUCUGCCGCUGCUGCCACGUCAGACCGCCGCCCGCCGUCGUGGAUGGCAGCAGGCGCCAGCUGGCAGGUGGGCGGCGCGGAUGAGCUGGCUCUAGAUCUGGUCAUGGGCAUGGCCGCAGCAGCAGCAGGCGGGGGAGGAGGCGGAGGGGGAGGGGCAGGGGGAGGGGCAGGGGGAGGGGGAGCGGGAGGGGGAAACGGAGUGGGGGAAGUGGAUUUACCCGGGGUGAUGGGGGAGGGGGUGGAGGACCAGAGGGUUCUGGAGCGAAUGGCGGAUGGCGGAGGGAUGGAGGGGGAGGAGGAGGGGGGGGAGGGGGAGCAGCAGCAGCGUAUCGGGACGGAUGGCCAGGGGAAAGGCUCUGGGGGCGCGUCAGCGGGGGAUUUGACCGAGGAGGAGAGGGCGUGGGUGCGUGUGCAGGGGAGGGUGCGGCAGCGGGUGAGAGGCGGGGGGGUGUUGCAGACGCGAGGGGCGAGUAGCUGGUGGGCGUGGGGGGGAGGCGCGGCUGCUCUGCGCUGGUUUGCGUCCUCUCCCCGCCCGGUUCCGCCUCUUGCGUUUGGGCACGGGACGCUGUUUGAUGCUUGGAUCACGGCGCGCAUGGUGGCGGUUGGCAGGGGCGUUGCUGCAGCAGCAGUGGCGGCUGCAGCGCAACGGGCUGCCACAGCUACUGGUGGUGGUGGUGGUGGUGGUGGUGGUGAUUCUAAUGCCGGUGCUGCUGGUGCUGCUGGUGCUGCUGGGGUUGACGGGGCGGCGUUUGCAGAAUUAUCCCUCGCCGCAUGCUUUGUAGACAAUCCCAGCCCUGUUGGCUCGGUUGCCGGUGCUGCCAGCCUCCACCCGUCCCUCUCACUCAACCCACACGUCCCCUCCAAUGCUCACUCACGCUCCGCCCUCACACCAUCCCUCUCCUUCCCUGCUACAGCUGCUGCUGCUGCCGCCUCAGCAGCAGCAGCAGCCGCGGCCUAUGCCGCCUCGUGCCCGCCUCCCUUUGUCGACGCCAGCGACGUCGUCACGUGCUUCCACCUGGCGUCGCGGGAUUGGGUGCGGCGGGUGCUGCCGAAAGGCCGGCCGUGGAGCACGGGGGCAGUGCAGGGGGGGAGGAAGAGGAGGACUUCACAAAUGGGCCGUUGGGAGCCUGCAGCUAAUGAGUUUCUACUAGCCACGGCUGGGUGUUUCGGGAAUGGGACCUGCGCAGGGGAUGGCAUGGGGGGGUUGGUAGGCGCAGGGGCGCUGGUGGGUAGAGGGAAGGGGGCGAGGGGGAGAAGAGGGGGGGUGAGUGCGGGGGAAGAGGAGGCGGCAGGUGUGGCGAUGUGGCUGGGGGGGGAUGGGAGGGAGCUGGCAAGGAAGAAUGGCACUGCGCAUCAUGGCACGUGGUCGCUCAUGGCGUGUGCUGAUACCAGUGCCAAUCACGUGUGUCUGAAGCCGCGCCUCCGUCCGGCCAUCUGCGCGUGUGACCUCGCACCCUUCACACCCGCCUCCCAGGGCGACCCCACCCUCAACGCCCACAACCGCUGGAUCUGCGAUUCCCCCGACGACCCCUCCUCACCCACCUCGCCCUCCCACGCACCGCACCCCACCGCUCUCAUCGACCCUGCUGCCGCCAAGGCAGCCGCUGCAGCCCCGGCGAACGACCGUGCUGCUGCGUCCCUUCUCAAGCAAACCCCCGUAGUUCCCAUGGAAGAUGUGUUACCGCUCGUGGCCCUGCGGGAACCCGGCGGAGUGAAAGUCGUGGUGCUGGUUGCGGUGACCUUUGGCUACGCACACAUGCUCAUGAAUUUCUACUGUAACCUCCGUCGCCUCGGCUUGGGGAACCGGCUCGUGGUCGCAGCCCUUGAUGCUGAUCUCUACCGGUUUGCUUUCUCCCAGGGCCUUCCGGUGUAUUAUGAAGGCCCGGCGGCGGCGGGAGGGGCUGGGGGCGGCAGCGCAGGGGGGGUGAAGGUGGGGGAGGAGGCGUGCGAGUAUGGCACGCUGUGCUUUAAGAGGUUCACGAAGCUUAAGUCGCGAGCAGUGCUGCGUGCGCUGCGAGCCGGGUACUCAGUGUUAUGGACCGAUGUGGAUAUUGUCUGGUUCUCCGAUCCUCUCCGGGACCUGCUCAGGUUCGGGCCCGGGACGCUGCCGAUCCAGAGCAACGAGCCGGACGCGGCGCGGCCUCCGCACGGGAAGCGUAGGAUUAAUUCCGGGUUUUACUUUGGGAGGAGUGACGAGGCGACGAUUGCUGCGUUUGAGGCGAUCGUGGCAGCGGCAGCCAAGACGGAGCUUUCAGAGCAGCCGAGUUUCUAUGAUGUGCUGUGCGGGGAGAAAGGGCAGAAGAAGGUGCGGGGCAAGGCGCAGUGCUUGUGGAAAGGCAUCAGUGUGACGAGUGCGGGUGGGAAACAGAAGACCACUCCGGUCGCCGUGCGAACCAUCUUUCUCGACAGAAAGAAGUAUCCGAACGGGGCUGUGCAUGGGUUUUGGGACGCGGCGAACGUGAGCGAGGCGUGCCGAGAGGCGGGCUGCGUGAUUCUGCACAACAACUGGAUCAGUGGGAGGGGCAGCAAGGAGAGGAGGCUGGCACGGCAUGGGUUCUGGCAGUAUGAUAUUGACGGGCGGAAGUGUUUGGACCAGCCGUUGAGUGAAGAGCAGCUAGUGGCAGAAGAGGAGGCGAGAGCCGGGGGGAGUGGGUUUGACAGUGCUUAA